Messenger RNA from Lasiodiplodia theobromae, 399 nucleotides. RefSeq lists its product as uncharacterized. The transcript is spliced from 2 exons. Bases 1 to 399 code for a protein of 132 amino acids. Lineage: Eukaryota; Fungi; Ascomycota; Dothideomycetes; Botryosphaeriales; Botryosphaeriaceae. The record is from RefSeq and is a predicted model, not a curated record.
AUGUCUGCUCAACUGAAGCCCCUUGGCGACUGGGUGGACCAGCUCCUUCACACCAUCUUCUUCCAGCCGGACGACAACACUGCCAUCAAAGCUUACACUGAGAGCGUUGACCCGAGCUUCCUCGUUAGGAUCAAUCACGACAAAUACAACUUCGACCAGUACAAGGAAGCGGUCAACAAGGCCCGUGCUCAGAGCGAAAUCAGUCUGCAGAGCACCUCCGAAAUCCUCAAGUGGGACGACGCCGAACAGAAGGGCGGCACAGUGGCCCAACUCACCAAGUUCACCGUCAAGGACAAGGCAACGGGCCAGGAGACCCACAGCACCAGCUUGAUCCUCAGUGCAGUCAGGUGGAUCGACGGCAAGAGGGUCCUGACGGAGAUGACGGAGGUGACUGUGUGA